AUUAUUAGUUAUUACUGUCCAGAUUUAGUCAUACGGCUCACUAUUACCCCGAUUUACCACCACUGUUACCAGAUUUAGCCAUACGGCUCACACUCCCUCUAAGGGGAAAAUUGACUCAUCCCAGAUACCUACGGUAUCAAAAGGAUUGAGCUCUGGUGGGACUCUUUCCGUGUUAUCGAGCCCUAGGUGACUUGGUAUGCAGGUGUAUCUCCCAGAAAUUUUCGUACGCAUCUGGCCGUCGCGAGUAGUACAGCUUUCUGCAUGGUCUUAUAAAGAUGUUCAUUCAGACCCAGCUUUUUUAUGCUUUCGAGGAGGGUCUUCGGAAUGACUCCAGUAGUAGACAUAAUAAUCGGUAUCGUCUGGGUACUUUGCAUUCUCCAUUGCCUUCGUAUUUGAAUUUCUAGAUCUCUGUACUUGGCGAUCUUUUCAGUAAAUUUACUACGUAGAUUAUUGUUGUUAGGAAUCGCCACAUCAAUUAGUGUUUAGUACGAGAUCUGGUCUAUUAUGUGCCACUGUUUGGUCUGUGAGCACAGUGCGGUCCCAGUAUAGCUUGUAGUUGCCAUCCUCAAGCAUACUCUCAGGGACGUAUUGAUAAUACGGGAGAUGGUCUGUUUGGAGAAGUCCCAGCUUGAUAGCUAUCUCUUGAUGAAGGAUUUUUCCCACUGCGUCAUGCCGUUCCUUGUAUUCAGUUGCAGCAAAUGCCUGGCAGCCCCCUGUAAGAUGUUGGAUGGUUUCUUGGGCUUGACAUCCAUAUCGGCAUCUGUCGUUCUGAACCUGAUGGUCUUUGAUGAUAUAUUUCAGGUAAUUUCUGGUUGGUAUAACCUGAUCCUGAAUGGCCAGUAAUGAACCCUCCGUUUCAGGGAACAUCUUUCCUGAUGUCAACCAGUAGUUCGACGCUAUAUUGUCGACAUAAUCUUGGCUGACCUCAUUGGGAUGUCGCCCGUGCAGAGGUUUACCCAUCCAGGCGCGCACUUUUUCGUCCUUAGUAAGGUGGUUUAUGCGCAUUUCUGGUACCCUCAGUUUGAUCGGUGUUGUGUCAUCUACUGCGCAGAUAGCGCGAUGUAGUGUUGAUGUCUCAGCCUGCAUCUGAAAAUAAGUUCUUAAAUUAGCAAUUUGUUUAUCUAAUUGCUCACCUAUAUCCAUAAGUCCUCUUCCUCCUAGAUUCCGUGGUAAUGUUGUUCUUUCUACUGCACUUUUAGGAUGGUGUUUUUGUGCCUUUGUGAGGUGUGUUCGUACUUUUCGCUGAAGAGCUUCUAUAUCUGUUUUUGUCCACUUAACAAUACCAAAUGAGUAGCUAAGCGCGGAACAUGCGUAGGUGUUUAGUGCCUUAAACAAAUUUCUACUGUUAAGGUGUGAGCGAAGCAGCUGUUUUAUCCUUCGUAUAAACUCAGUAGUUAUCUCUGUUUUCAUUUGUUUAUGGUCAAUUUUACGCGCUUGCUUUACUCCAAGAUAUUUAUACAUAUCGCUUUCACCCAUGGCCUCGAUGUUCUGGCCAUUUUGCAUAUCGAAUCCUCCGGGCUGUACUUUUCCUCUGACUAUAUUUAAAAUACGGCACUUAUCUAGUCCGAAGUGCAUACUAAUAUCAUUAGAAAAAGUUUCUACAGUUUUUAGCAUCUCGUCGAGUUGGUUUCGAGUGGAAGCCAUUAAUUUCAAAUCAUCCAUGUACAAUAAAUGAUUAAGCUUCGCCACCACAUUGUUGUUAUUUUUGAUGCUAAAACCUGCAUCUGUGGAGUUCAAUAGCUGAGAUAGUGGGUUCAUAGCUAGACAGAACCACAGAGGACUCAACGAAUCUCCUUGAAACAGGCCCCGGCUGAUUACGAUAUUUUCAGUUUCGAUGUUACUUUCACCAGGUAUUUGAAGGUGAAUUCUAGUUUUCCACUCUGUCAUUAUAUGUUGUAAAAAGGUCACUAUAUUAUCAUCGACUUUAUAUAUUCUCAGUAUAUCUAUAAGCCAUUCAUGCGGCACUGAAUCAAAGGCCUUCUUGUAAUCAAUAAAAGCAGUAAAUAGAUUCCUCUUUUUGGAAUAUGCUUGAUUAGAGAUGACUGAGUCGAUGAUAAGUUGUUCUUUGCAACCCAUGGAACCCUUAGCGCAUCCUUUCUGUUGAGGCUCUAUUAUAUUGUUCAGAGCACAGUGUUGGUAGAUACGCCGGGCUACACAGGAUGUGACCAAUUUAUACAAAGUUGGAAGGCAAGUAAUUGGGCGGUAUUUUGCUGGAUCUUGGGUGUUAUUUUGAUCCUUCGGUAUUAAAUAAGUGGUUCCCUGAGUUAGGAAUAAUGGUAUAUCCUGCGGAUUAGAAAUAACAUGAUUAAUUAGUGUUGAUAAGCAUUCAUGAGCACUCCAAAACUUCUUGAGCCAAAAGUUUUGAACUCCGUCUGGUCCAGGAGAUUUCCAGUUAUGAAGCUCUUUGAUGAUAUUUGAGACUUAUUCAGUGGUGAAGGGUUCGUAGAGAGUAGUAGUGUAGUGUUGGCAGCUCUGUGCCGUAUCUUCUAUCCAUCCAGCAUUGUUGUUAAGAGCAGCUGGUGUGGAAAGUUGAUUUCCCCAAAACUCAUGAAUUUCUUCUUGGCUUGGAUAAGACUUAUCGAGAUUUUCUACGGUGGAAUUGAGUUUUCGAUAGAACGCCUUCUCAGCAGUCUCAAAAAGGGCAUUGUCGGAUUUUCGGUUGUUACUCACUUUGUACCUUCUUAGUCGUCCUGAAUAAACUGAGAGUCUUUGUUUUAAUGUAUCCAGGCACUGUUGGGCUGUGUUGUUUUCUGGAUCGUAUCUUGAGUGUCUUGCAGUAUUCCGUGUUAUUUCUUCAGCUCUCCUGAUGACUCUUGUACUUCUUACACCUCGUGUAUAUAUUUUGUGACUUGACCAAUAUCCCUACGCAGCAAUUCAAUCUUUCCGAGCAGCCUUUUUUCCCAGGGUUCAGUUCUACUACCAGUCCUUCCAUUAUUAGUACCCCGUCGUGUUCUGAUCUUAAUGCCCAUUACAUUAGCAAUUGCUGUUGCUGCACAGUAGAUUAGCAUGUGCAGAUACUCUAAUGUGUGUGCUUCUACGACAUAAUUGGGUAGGACUUCAGUGUUCACAAUUUGUAACAGCACACCUAGUCUCUUACAAGAGUUUAUUCGUGGUAGCGGUGGUCUGCUAAGUGGCCACUGUUACUAUUAUUAUUGUUAUUAUUAGUUUAAUUAGUAUUUUGCAUUAGUUUUUAGUUCUUUUUUCUUUCUUAAUUUGAGUAGUAUUUGGCAUUAGUUUCGUAUUUUUAUUAUUAUUUAGUUCUUAGUUUUAUAUUUAUUUUUCCUUAUUGAAAGUAGUAUAGUGUUUUGCAUUGAAGUAGUUGCAGUAAGUAGGUAGUGAAAAUGUCAAACAAACGGCAAAGAUUUUCUUAUGACGAUGACAUUGUUCUGCUCAAAGAAAUUGUUUCUCGCAAUCCAUUUGCAAAUGGCAAAGAGGCAUGGUGUGAAGUAAAAAAUAGUUUUUCAAUUUUAACACAAAAAGACUUCACAAUUAAAAGCAUUAGACAACAUUUCCAAAUGUUGAUAGGUGCUUGGAAGAAGAAGGAUACUGAAACUCAGAAAAGCUCUGGGAUAGAAGAGCCAUACUGCCAAAAAGAUCACCUGUUACAAGAAGCAUGGGAUCUGAUGAGUGCGCAGCCCAAUUUAAAAAUAAAAAAGGUGGCAGUCAAUGAUAUGAAUGUAGCCAAAGAUAGACGCAUUAAUUUUGCAAAAAAAUUUUUUGAGGAAGAGAAGGAAAACCUAGGAUGCUUUAUUGAGCAUGAUUACUGUGCAGAUGAACCUGAAGAAUUCUUAAACGAUAUAGAGUUGCUGCCUGAGGAUGUUACUACACCAGCCACUCUGCCUGAGGAUGUGGCUACACUCACGCUGCCUGAGAAUAUGACUACACCAGCCACGCUGCCUGAGGAUGUGGCUACAGUAUUCACGCUGCCUGAGAAUAAAGCAGCACCAUCUAUGCUGCCUAAGAAGAUGGCUGCACCAUCCUCUUCAGGAGCUACUGAACCUCGAGUAAGCAUUGAAGUACCAUCCAAGAAGUGUCAAACUCCAGUACGCUCAAUACUAACUCCAAAUGUUCUUGGAUCUAUCAAAUCCAAGGCAAGAAAGACUUCAUAUAUAAGGAAAACUGGCUUGGACUUCCUCCAACAAAAAAAUAAAAAGGAUGUAGAACUGGAGGAAAAGAGAAUUAACUGUGAGGAAAAGAAACUGAAAUUAGAGGAGAAGAGGAAAAAAAAGUGAUGCUGUUGCUCAAAUGGUUCAAAACCAAACCCAACUAAUUCACAACCAGACACAACUACUUCAAAAGUUAAUAGGUGUAGUUGAUAAUUUAACACAAAAAAUAAUAGAGAAAUAAAAUGCUUAAUUUGAUAUAAAAAGUUUUUUAUUAAUAACACAACUACCACAGAAUAUUUGUUAAUCGAUUAAAAAGCCAUAUAACUGGUGUUAUGAUUAUCCAUAUACAAUUUCUUUGUUAUGUGAUGGUAACGUAUGUCCUAAAAGUUUUGGCACAAAAUUCAUUGGCUUUAAUUUUAACAAGAACCAAGUAAUAUCAAGUUGCCUUUGAAAACAAAAGUUUUUUUAGUUUGUCUACUGUCAGUUAAGAUUUAUUUAUUAUGAAGUUUUCACUUUAGAAUGCAGUAUAAUUUACAAAUAAAACGUAUCUACAAGUUGGUUGGGUGGGCACUCAAAUGCUGAAAUCCGUCGAAUAUUUCAGUGUGCAAGUAGGGAAUACCAUGGCUGAAUCUACCAAAAUGUGGAAGACUGUGUGCAUUUACUGCACAGAAAUCAGAGAGAUUGGUGAAAAGAGCAAGAAAUCAGCUUGGAAAGGAAACACGAAGAUUGGCUCGUCAACACAGAUCUUCUAAGGGCCGGUUGUUCGAACGCUAAUCAACAUUGAUCACUAUCAAAUAUUUAAUUACUGUCACAACUGUCAAUGUCAACUUUG
This is a messenger RNA of Diabrotica virgifera virgifera (western corn rootworm), 4938 nucleotides long. RefSeq lists its product as uncharacterized. The transcript has 4 exons. The coding region runs from base 3342 to 4232 and encodes 296 amino acids. NCBI's taxonomy places the organism in Eukaryota, Metazoa, Arthropoda, Insecta, Coleoptera, Chrysomelidae. The record is from RefSeq and is a predicted model, not a curated record.